Lotus japonicus is the source of this 1050-nucleotide messenger RNA. RefSeq lists its product as uncharacterized. The record is from RefSeq and is a predicted model, not a curated record. The transcript has a single exon. Lineage: Eukaryota; Viridiplantae; Streptophyta; Magnoliopsida; Fabales; Fabaceae. Bases 1 to 1050 code for a protein of 349 amino acids.
AUGGUUAUUGUGGGGGCUUCAGAUGCUUUGAAGUGCAAAAUGCUUCCGUCAACUUUCAAGAAGUCAGCGAUGAUUUGGUUUACAACUCUGCCGGCGGGAUCGAUUGUGAAUUUCAUGGAAUUGUCGGCAAAGUUUUUGUCUCAGAUCUCAACUAGUCGUGCUCAAAAGGUGACUCGAGCGAUGUUAUUCAACGUUCGCCAGGGAUUGAAUGAGACUUUGCAGUCUUAUAUGGGGCGAUUCAAUCAAUUGUCUGUUCAUUUGGAGGAUAAGAUGCUGGAGAUUUGUGUUGCAGCUUUUGAAUUGGGUUUACGGCCUGGGAGCUUAAACAGUAAUUUGAGUUGGAAGCCGGUGGAAACAAUGGCGCAUUUACGUGAAAGAGUACAAGGAUUCAUCAGGGAGGAACAAAGCGAUCGGAUCAAAAAUAACCGCCCGAAUGUAGCAGUUACAGGGCAAAAACAGCAGUUUGAGGCGAAGAGAGGAGCGGUUGCUGAACAGUAUUCGAAGGGGUGGACUGAACGUGGAGAUAGAGGAUUUAAUAAUCGGAACCGUUAUGAUAGUCGAUUUGAUAACCGUUCUCAUUUCAAAAAUCGUGCUCAACCGUAUGGUGUACGUGGAUCGGGACACUCGAUGACGUGGACUCGAAAUCAAAAGGAUCGUGUUACUCCUUUGGCGGUCAAUUUAACUGAAGCUUUACACACGUGCUUGGAGGCGAAUGUCAUUCAUUUUCCUCGUCAACCGAAGCAGUCAACGGGAAACGUGGACAAAACAAAGUGGUGUGAAUAUCACAGGAUCUCAGGUCAUACCACUGAUGAUUGCUUUACUCUAAAGAAAGAGAUUGAUAAAUUGCUGAAAGCCGGAUGCAUGAAGCAAUUAGAAGGGCGAAGUGAUUCUAAUGAGGCAGGAACUUCAACAAAGCGAACUGAAGAUGGAAAGGAGAUUAUGAAUGAAGAUCGGGGGAAACAAGCAGAAGGAACGGCAAAGGGGCGAAUUCAUUCUAUCUUUGGUGGAUUCCGUGGUGGCGGAACAACUAAUUCAGCUCGAAAAAGGUAA